CCGGUUCGCUCCUGGUUCGGUUUAUCAAACAUUGGAGAAAAAAUCAAUUUGAGGAUUUAGGUUUAACUUGACCUCAAAUGACGAACUAGUGCGUAGUGAGUGUGUGCGACUGUGAACUCUCUGCUUCGUCGAGUGUAAGGAGGAGAAGUUACAAAGGAUAAAUUUAAGUCGAAAAAGUCUUUAUCUUUUGGGAUUUUGAGAUUCCGGUGUUGACAGGUGAAACUUGUAAAAAAGCAAGUUCUUUGUGGGGUUGGUGAAGAAUAUAUGGACAGCUUUAGUGGGUUGACGGAUGAUUUGCUCAUCAAGAUACUGUCAUUUGUCCCAAUCAAAGAUGCAGUGUCUACAACCAUUUUGUCAAAACGAUGGUUGUCUCUUUGGACAUUGUUGCCACGACUUAACUUUGAAGAUUGCUGGGUUGAUGAUGAGGAGAACGGUCAGGUUUACUGCGAAGAGUUGUCGUCGGAUUUUGUCUUUGGGACUUUGCUGUUACAUAAGUCACCAGUUCUAGAAAGUUUUCGUCUUAGCAGAGAGUCUACAUGUAGCGCUUCACAGAUUGAAUUGUGGGUUAGAUUUGCAAUUGAUCGUUUUGUGCAUGAUCUUAAGAUAAGGUUUGAGUCAGAACAUUGCCUUAUAAGAUUGCCGAGUAGGCUGUUUAGAUGUGAUACACUCGAGACUUUGGAACUCAAAAAUGUUGUCUUUUUGGAAGUUCCUUCUCGGUUUAGCUUUCAAUCCCUCAAGACGUUACGCCUUCUAUCUGUCAAGUACGCGGAUGAGAAAUCUUUCAUUAGGCUUAUAUCCAGUUCUGCUAUUCUUGAAAAUUUGGUUGUAGAAAGUUGUAGUGACGACAAUGUGGAGACUUUCACCAUUAAUGUGGCUUCUCUUUCGAGUUUAACCGUUAGGAAUACAUUACAAGAGUCUGGGCCUAACUAUAGUUUGUUUGUGAUACAUUCCCGUUCUUUGAAGAAGUUGAAUAUUGUAGAUGAGUGUGGUGAAGUUAAUGUGACCGAUAAAUUGACAGAGCUUGUGGAGGCAAAAGUUCAUACUAUGGAAACCAAAGGGAAUGCUUUGGAAUCUCUUACCUUUGUCAAACGUCUUUCUCUAACCUUAGCUUAUGAGGCACAUUAUCCUAUUGGUAGCAUUUUUUUUCAGCUUGUGCGUUUGGAGUUCCGCGGAUGUGGUGAGAAUUGGUCGAAUUUGCUUAUGCAUGUGCUCCAACAUUCCCCAGUACUACAAUUUCUCAAGCUUGAUGUAUUGGACGAUGGGCAGAGCAACUGGAAUCCUGAGGAAGAUGACAAGGUUUGCUGGAUGCAACCGAGUUGUGCUCCUGAAUGUGUGUUGUACCAUCUCAAAGCCUUUGAGUGGACAGCCUAUGGAGGAACCGAAGGAGAGAAAGAAGUGGCUAUUUAUAUUUUGAAGAACGCAAGGCGAUUAGUGACCGCAACUGUUUGCCCUGACCGAAUCAGGGUUAGCACACUUGUGUUUGACGAUUUGGAAUUUGCAACCAGGGGUUCAAGAGCAUGUGAGCUUACAAUGGCUGAAGAAAUUUAGUGUUGAAACUGUCCAGUAUUUAGUUGAACGUUGAUUUAUAUCAGAAGCUAUGAUAGCUUUAUAGCUUCUUAUCCUUGCUUGUGCUUUUGGGUUUUGUAGAAUAUCAGAAACUAAUGUGGAUUUAUUUCAUAACUCCAUAAGGUUAUUACUUAUUAGCUUAUUAUGUCAUCCUUACAGAAACUAA
Molecule: messenger RNA, 1732 nt
Organism: Arabidopsis lyrata subsp. lyrata
Lineage: Eukaryota; Viridiplantae; Streptophyta; Magnoliopsida; Brassicales; Brassicaceae
Product: F-box/FBD/LRR-repeat protein At5g56420-like
Exons: 4
Coding region: 265-1548 (427 amino acids)
Molecular function (GO): protein binding
Source: RefSeq, a predicted model, not a curated record